Molecule: messenger RNA, 2947 nt
Organism: Notothenia coriiceps (black rockcod)
Lineage: Eukaryota; Metazoa; Chordata; Actinopteri; Perciformes; Nototheniidae
Product: sorting nexin-4-like
Exons: 12
Coding region: 65-1222 (385 amino acids)
Biological process (GO): positive regulation of autophagosome assembly; protein transport
Cellular component (GO): plasma membrane; SNARE complex; early endosome membrane
Molecular function (GO): phosphatidylinositol-3-phosphate binding
Source: RefSeq, a predicted model, not a curated record
CAGACCAAAGGAACCACUGCUCUGCCAGCUCAGCUGACAACAGCAGCAGCUCGGCAGCCGGGGGAUGAUGGCAGACUCUGGAAGUAACGAAGAAGUGGCUGUGAUCGGUAACACCGACAUCACUUCAACAGAAACCGAGAGCAACAUUAUCAACACGAUGGUGGAACGAGGGACAGCUCUGUUGAGGAAAAUGGAGAUAAAUGUGGCAGAAGCAGAGAAGAGAACAGGGAAAAACACCGUUAACAUGCAGGAAACCUAUACUGUCUACCUCAUAGAAACACGGCCAGCUGAAACUGUUCCAGGUGGGGCGGCGCCUGCAGCACCUGACACUCUGUGGAGACGCUACAGUGAGUUUGAGUUACUCAGAACAUUCCUCCUGGUCACCUACCCCUACAUCAUCAUCCCUCCACUCCCGGAGAAAAGGGCAGAGUUUCAGUGGCACAAGCUGGCAGCAGACAACCUGGACCCAGACUUUGUUGAGCGACGGAGGGUCGGCCUGGAAAACUUCCUGCUGCGUGUUGCAUCACAUUCUGUCCUUUCCAAUGACAAGAUCUACUUCCUCUUUCUGACAGAGGAGAAAGGAUGGAGGGAGGCGGUUUUGGAGACGGGAUUCCAGGAUAAGGUUGACUCCAGACUAAAGUCUCUGAGUGCCAUGUUCAGAGUCAAAAACCCUGACAAAAGAUUCACAGCAAUGAAACAAUACAGUGAUGAACUGAACACUGUCAUCUCUCAGUUACUGAGGGUGCGGGCGAGAGUAGCAGACAGGCUGUAUGGAGUCUACAAGGUCCACGGUAACUACGGCAGAGUAUUUAGGUCAGUAUGUAAGAAACAUGAGCUGAUCCAGUAUGAGUUGGAGAUGGCAGCUCAGGAACUCGUCUCUAAGAAACAGCAGAGAGAAGAGCUGGCUACCGGGACAGUACGUGUGUUUUCCCUGAAGGGCAUGACCAGUAAACUGUUUGGCACAGAGAGCCAGGAGCAGAGGGAGAGCAGGCUGGCUGCUCUGGAGCAGAGCAUCCAGGAGGGGGAGGAAGCGCUCAAGGAGAAGAACACAGAGUGCAAAGAGUUUGUUCAAAUGGCCUGGGAAGACAUUGAACGUUUUAAGGAGCAGAAGGACAAAGAUCUGCGUGAAGCACUAAUCAGCUAUGCCAUUAUGCAGAUCAGCACGUGUAAAAAGGGAAUCCAGGUGUGGUCCAACGCCAAGGACUGUUUCAACAAAAUGUGAGCCGCUUUCCAGCCAUUCACUCUCUUGAAACAAAACAAUAGUCAAUCACAAUUUCCAGAGUGGGACCAGCAACCAAUCCUUAAACUGCCUUCAAAUGGAGAUGGAACACAGGAGCCUUAAUACUGCCCUCACUUUGUUAGCUAUGCUGAAUGAUUCUGUUUCUGUUUUUCACUCUCUUUCCGUCUCACACACAUGCACACACACAUUUAUUUAGAGACAGUUUCCAUGUCAGUCCCAGCUGUCCUAACAGCCUCAUUCUCCUGGCAUUCUGCUGAUGUGGUUUUCAGACUCCACAUGAUCCAAGUUUUCAAUACUUUUUUCCUCUUUUUUGAAAAACUCACAUCACGAACAAGAGGAAACUCCUGCACUAAUAAUAAUGCAUGAUGAUUGCACAUUGGGAAUGGCUGUGCAAUGAAUUUGGGUUGUUACAAUUAUCUCUUAUCCUUGAAACAUGGAAAAUGUAUUCACAAGAAGGAGUAUAUUUCAGUCAGUUUGAGAUCAUGCUCUCUUAUGACGAUGUUUUAAAAGGAGGUAAAGAGUGAAAAAUACAGCACCAAGCUUGUUUGAAUAAAAAAUCUAAAGGAUAUCCUAUUUAUGUUAAUUAGAAUGGCAUUUAAAUGUUCUUUCAGCAAGAGCAUCUAUAACCUAUGUCCCUGGGCCUUCCUUAAUGCAGCAGAGUUUUGCAUUGAGAUACAAGGACAGACAUUCAGGUAUCAAUGUUAGAGUUGUUGCCAGGAAUAAUGUUUUUCAAAAUACUUCUACCACGACUUCUUCUCAGCCUCGAAAGAAGGUGUAAUCCUUUGAAGUUCAUAAUAAUCUCAGUGGCAGAUAAAUCAGAAACAGGAAGUCAAAAUUGUGACAAAAGGGGACAAUAACCACACUAAAGGAAGUUACUACUCAUUAACUUCCUUUUUCUUUUUCAUUUCCAUUUCAGCCUUUAUGCUGUUUUUGAACGAUAGCCCACCAAAGUGCUUAUGACCAAGAGCUAGUCUGUAUAUUACAGAUCACGGGUGGGGAGCACAGGAGAAGUGUAUACAAGCUUUGGGCAGUUUUUGUUAUAUUGUUUUUGUUUCAUGUGCCAAACGCAAAUAACCAAUAAUAACAUACAGUCAUGAAGGCCUCACUUAGGCUUUAGUUACUCUGGAUGCUUUCUUUGAGGACUGAGACAUGGCACUGCCAAGAACUAACCAAUCUGCAAACAAUAGUGUUGUGAAACGCAACCGGUGCUGAAAAUUGAAUAAUUGUGCCUUUUUCUUUGCUGUCAAGCUUUAUUGCCUUAAAAUGAACAUGGGUUUUGUACAACAGGGGAGAAACAAAAUGGGCCUCGCCCCUUUUUCUGAUGUUAAGGUACUGCACUGAAUACUAGACAUGGGUUUUGAUGCGCAUGCCUCAGGUCAAUGGUUCGGAAAAAUACUGACCAAAUAUUGGAAACCUUUAACUACAAAUACGUCAGUAACUCAAAUUCUCGCUAAAUACAUAUGCUAUAAACAAUACAUGUGCUACUUUCAAUAUCUAUCUAAGGACAGAUAAGUGCAAAAGGGUCAUGCAAAAGUUGUGCAGAGAUUUGUUCUCUUUGCUAUCCCUGCUCUUUCUUAACAAAUCAUCAGAAAUACUCUAAUUUCCCAAAUCAAGGCUUUUUGUAUCAACUUGUUCAAUAAGAGAUUGUUUUAAUGUUUAUGUAAUCAUUGUGCUAAGACACUAAUAAACACAUUUCUUUUUAAAAAA